AUGGCGCAGGCUAUCUUCCUGGACAAUGGCUCUCGCGAUCUAGCCAAACUCAACAUUGCGCAACCCGAUCCCUCCAAGCAUCACAACAUGUCUACCGCUGACGGCGAGCCUCCCAUCGAGAUCAAGGACAAUAUCUUCUCAAACCUUCUGCUCGGUGCGAAAAUCAAGUACUCGACCAACGGAUCAUGGCCUGGCUACAAGUACAAGUUCGACACGACCAUCAUGCGCGUCAGCAAACAGAUGAAACAGGACGCGACUUCUUACUUGCGCAGCCAGAAAGAAUUCGCCCUCCACUCAAAAUUCUUUGCCUUUGAAAUUGACAAGAAACGCUUCCUGCCCGCUGUCGCCACUGGAAAGGCUGCCAGAACUUUCGCAAACCCUGCCAUUGAAGCUACCAUCACUCAUCUUCAUCCGACUCUGUGCGCGUGUUGUAACCCUCAAAAGCAUUCGGUCAAGGACAGAGUGACUCACGCUUUGUUUCUUGUUGCUGAUCUCGAACACCUCGUCGUUUCGGAGGCCGGAGUCUCCCCCGUGCUACACAUUCCAAUCAAUGUCGACACACAAAUCAAGGUCGUCUGGAAGAUCAAUCCAUCUCAGCGUCAGGACUUGACUGUUGUCGAACGUCGAGCUAGACAAACUCGACUGCUUGUCCCUCUGGAUUUCCCUACUGGCCAUGGCAAGAAUAUCUCGAUCAUCGGUGCCGAUCCCGACGCUGCGCUCGAAAUCUCCAAGGUCAUGCCUCGUGUCGUCUCAACUGAUGCAGUCGGAUGGGAUCUCUACAACCUCAUGCUGAGUCAGAAGAGACACCUCGACGGUCUCUUAUCCGAAGGCUCGACUUCCAUCUCCAAUCUCAUCCACUCCUACACGGACCUCGCUUGUGUGGGCUCGCCGCUGGGUAUCGUGGGUCACUGGGCCAAUGCAUCCGUGGUCACAUAUGUCAACAUGCACGAGAUGAUGAUCAGCUUAUGCCUCAUGCCAUGGAAAGACCUCGAUGACGAAGACUACAAUGAAGCAGUGGCCGACUCAUGGCAACUGGCAGUUUCAUCUUUGGUUCUCGACUGUUUGUUUACAGUCGCAAGACUUGGUCUGGAGGACAAACUUUUGAUCACCUGA
This is a messenger RNA of Aureobasidium subglaciale EXF-2481, 1113 nucleotides long. RefSeq lists its product as uncharacterized. NCBI's taxonomy places the organism in Eukaryota, Fungi, Ascomycota, Dothideomycetes, Dothideales, Saccotheciaceae. The coding region runs from base 1 to 1113 and encodes 370 amino acids. The record is from RefSeq and is a predicted model, not a curated record. The transcript has 4 exons.